This is a messenger RNA of Neopelma chrysocephalum (saffron-crested tyrant-manakin), 627 nucleotides long. It is a transcript of the gene RBP5, whose product is annotated as retinol binding protein 5. Gene Ontology annotation, biological process: fatty acid transport. The record is from RefSeq and is a predicted model, not a curated record. The transcript is spliced from 4 exons. NCBI's taxonomy places the organism in Eukaryota, Metazoa, Chordata, Aves, Passeriformes, Pipridae. Gene Ontology annotation, cellular component: cytosol; nucleus. The coding region runs from base 130 to 537 and encodes 135 amino acids. Gene Ontology annotation, molecular function: fatty acid binding.
GGAGUCGGGCCGCCUCCCCGCGGGAGAGGGUCCGGGCCGCCCUGCGAGCCAGGACGCUGCCAGCUGCCCGUUUGCCCUGCUCCUUGCGCUCUUUCCUCCGCACCGUCCGCCCCGUCCCUCUGCCCCGGGAUGCCUCCCAACCUCACCGGCUAUUACCGCUUCGUCUCCCAGGAGAACAUGGACAAUUACCUGCGGGCUUUAGAUAUCAACGUGGUCCUGCGAAAACUGGUUUGCCUACUGAAGCCUGACAAAGAAAUCAUUCACACGGGAGAUCACAUGGUCAUCCGCACCAUCACCUCCCUUAGGGACUAUGUGAUGGAUUUUGACCUGGGAGUCCAGUUUGAGGAAGACUUGGGACCUGUGGAUGGACGCAAGUGCCAGACAACUGUCUCCUGGGAGGGGGAUCACCUGGUGUGUGAGCAGCUAGGAGAGAAGAGGAACCGAGGCUGGAGGCACUGGCUGGAGGGGGACAAGCUGCAUCUGCGCAUGACUGCUGAAGAUGAGAUCUGCGUCCAGGUUUUCCAGAAGGUGAAGUGAUCGCUCCCCGGAGGGAUGCCCGGACGGGACCCUCGCUCCCCAGUAUGAAAAAGAAAACGAAACAAGACCCGAGCGAGCUGAGUUCCCCCA